Cyclopterus lumpus (lumpfish) is the source of this 13002-nucleotide messenger RNA. RefSeq names its product apolipoprotein Ba (gene apoba). Gene Ontology annotation, cellular component: very-low-density lipoprotein particle; mature chylomicron; low-density lipoprotein particle. Gene Ontology annotation, molecular function: cholesterol transfer activity; low-density lipoprotein particle receptor binding. Lineage: Eukaryota; Metazoa; Chordata; Actinopteri; Perciformes; Cyclopteridae. The transcript is spliced from 29 exons. Gene Ontology annotation, biological process: triglyceride mobilization; cholesterol homeostasis; lipoprotein transport. The record is from RefSeq and is a predicted model, not a curated record. The coding region runs from base 1 to 13002 and encodes 4333 amino acids.
AUGGGUUACAGCAAGCUGUGUCUGUUACUGCUGCUGAUCAACUACACGUUGGCUCAGGAAGGCAAUGGCAGUAGUGAACUAACCUCAACGUGUCUAUUGGCAUCCAGAUUUAAGACCUAUAAGAAAUAUGUGUACCAGUACACCACAGAGAGCAGAAAUGGUGCCGUGGACACUGCCAACCUGAAAAACGGCCUUCAAGUCUCCUGUCAGGUAGAGAUCGAAGUCCCCCAGACGUGCAGAUUCGUCAUGGACACCAGAGACUGUGCUCUCAGUGAGGUCCACUUCAUGGAUUCCCAGGGCCAACCGGUCUACAGGCAGAAUCCUCACUCUGAUGCCUUCCAGGCUGCCAUGGAAAGGAACCGUCUGAAGUUCACUGUGGAGAAAGUUACCAGUGUCCACCUUUACCCUGAGACAGAAGAGCCAGUCCACAUCCUCAACAUUAAAAGAGGAAUCAUUUCAGCUCUCAUGGUGCCUGUCAUGGAGGAUGAACACCAUAGCCUCAUGAGCACAGUGCACGGGCAUUGCUUUACAGACUACUUAGUGCAUGCCAGAAGGGAUAUCGCCACAGACGUGACACUGUCCAGAGAUCUGUCCCAGUGUGACAAGUUCUACAGAAGGGAACUUGUCAGCAGCCCCCUGGCACUGCUGCAAAAACUGCAUCUCCCCUUGUCAAAACUGAUUACAAGCACUCAAAACUGCAACUACCAGUUUGAUAACAAGGGAAAGCACAUCAUGGCAGCCAUGUGUAAAGAAAACCACAUCUACCUGCCAUUUUCAAAUGUGGACAACGGAAUAUUUACUGAGGUGACCCAGAAUCUCAUCUUUCAAAGCUCCAAAAAGAUCAACAACAAAGUAUUUGAUGUGAACCCCAGCCAGAGCAAGCCACUCCACUUUGAAGACCCUGACUAUAAAGCUCCAGUCCAGACGAAGGACACUGCUCUGAGCACCCUACAGGACCUUGUUGCUUUGGCAGGCACAGACCAGGGUCAGAAGAGGACCAGCCUUUUCCAUAAACUGGUGUCCAAUCUGCGCGUCCUGAGGAACGAGACCCUGAGCCAGACGGUCACUGAGAUGUUGGAUAUGUCAGGCUGGCUCACCUGGCAGGCUCUGUUCCAGUGUGGAACCACAGAGUGCACCAGCGCCAUUUUCCAGGCUAUCAGGACCAUUGAUGGGUUGACACCAGAAGUGGAUGCUCUAGUCUAUGGAUUGAGUCUACAGGCUAACCCUGAUGCCACACGUGUCCGAGAUAUGCUCAGCAUGGCUCAGUAUAAACAGAGCAGGGUGAUCAUGUAUGCUCUAGCCAACACAGUCAAAAGGUUCCAUAAAGCAGAUGUUACUCCAGUGGUCACAGAUGUGUCAGAAUUCAUGGAAACACUGUUAAAUGACUGCUUGGGAGAAACCCUUGAUGACGAUUCUGACUUUCCUGCUGAUCCCAAAGAGAUUGCCUUCCUUGUACUUAAGGUGGUUGGUGUCAUGGGUCAAGCCAUGCAAGCUGUGAGCCCCAGUCUGAUUUCUUCCAUUUUGCGGUGUGCUAAGAAAACAGACAUUCCAUUAUCGAACCAAAAGGCAGCUAUACAGGCCUUCCGGUUGAUGGAUAUUAAUAAUGAGGUUAGAAACAUUUUCAUGGAGGUGUUCCAGGAUGCUCAUAGCCCUGUUGAAAAACGUGUAGCAACCUACCUGAUUCUGAUGAAGACCCCAGACCAAGCCCUGGUUAGAGACAUUCUGAAAAAUGUGGAGAAUGUAAGGGACGAGCAGCUCAAGAGCUUUGUCGUCUCUCAUCUGAAAAACAUCUGCAACUCCGGCGAGACACAAAUGUAUCAACUUAAGGGGCACAUUGAGUUGGCCUUGAGAGACCAGUUACCACCCACAAACAAAGUAUUUGAUGGCAUGUCAAGAAACUGCAAAAUAGACUCUCCCUUGGGCUCAGUGCAGAGUAACAUCAUCUUCGAUACCACUGACACCUUGCCUAAGGAGUUGAUGCUGGAGACCACUUUAAAGGUUUUUAACUUCAACUAUGACAUCUUUGAGGUUGGCAUUGAUGGAACAGGAUUUGAACCAACAAUUGAUGCUCUCUUCGGGGAACAGGGUUUCUUCCCUGACUCCAUUUCCAAAGCCAUGUACUGGGCAGAUGACAAAGCCAAGAUGCUAAGGGAGGUUUUGGAUAGAAUUACUCCAGAAAGAGAUAAAACGAAGAGACAGGUCCCACAGGAUCUCCUGAAAGAUAUCACAAAAGGUGUCCAGAAGCUCAUGAAUGACAUGCGUUUCUCUCCAGCCCCUGAAGCUAUUGCCUAUCUUCGGCUUCUCGGAGCUGAGAUAGGAUACAUCAAGACCAGUGACAUGAGAAAGAUGGCUGAAACUCUGUUCAUGUACUACCAUGUUUUCAUGAGGGUGCUACCUGCCAAGGCCAUUCUUUCAUUGACAUCUAGCACUGAAAAUGAAGUCUUUGCCCACUACAUCUUCAUGGAGAAUGCCUUCUCUUUACCCACUGCUGCUGGCUUUCCUCUGAAGUUCUCUUUGGCUGGUGUGUUUGCACCUGGUGCCAAGGGAGGCCUGACUCACUCACCUGCUAGCACAAUGAGUGACUUAUCCUUCAUGCCUUCAGUUGGGCUAGAAUUCAUCACCCAAAUGGGUGUGCACAUUUCAGACUAUGUGGAGGCUGGGCUUGAGAUGCACACUGAUAUGUACCACGAGAGUUCCCUCAAUGCUAAGGUCACCAUGAGCAGAAACCAGAUGAGACUGUCUAUACCUGCUCCCAAGUCAAACACACAUUUGUUCACCAUUAGCAACAAGUUGCUGUCAGUGUCCUCCAGUCAAACAAAAAUAGUGCCAUCCCUGUUGGAGAUGACUGACUCAACUGACUGCCAGCCCCUUUUCAGUGGUCUGAGAUUGUGCUCAAUAGUGAGUUUCUCCAAUGCUACUUCAAUACACCAGGCCUCAUAUUACUCCCUGACUGGAGAAAGCAGGUUUGCAUUUGAAAUCCAGCCGACAGGGGAAGUUUCAGAGUACACUGCCACCAUCACUAAUGGAAUGCUCAGAGAGGGUAAAAAGGGUCGUCAUAAAGUGGACUCAUUGAAGCUAACCCUAAGAGCAGAAGGGGACGAUUCAUCAGAGGUCACUGCAUCUCUGAAAUACAACCGCAACAAGAACACUCUCACCACUGAGGUUGUCAUUCCCGAUUAUAAUGUGGAAGCAGGCAUCAAGCUGGCUGUAACUGACAGUGAUACCAAAGGACCCAGGAUGAGAGGUAUCACCGUUGAUGUCACCAACAAGAACAUCCCACAGUUGACUCUCGUUGGACACACAAGACUUGACAUGAUGAAGGAUUCCAUGCUGCAACUCCAGAUGGUUAUCCCCUCUCUGAAAACGGAUGUCGCUGUCACUGCAACCCUGAAAAGAGAUGAGAAUGUGGUCAUGGACUUAGAGACAGUCAUCAACCUCCCUGAGACAUCCUAUCAACAGAAAGCUUCCCUCAAAUACAAUGUUGACAAGUUUGAAGUGGAACUAAAAUCAGAUCUAAAUUCUGAGAUUCAGAAACUGAUCCUAAAUGGCGAAGAUCAUCACAGGUGGCUGCAACAGCUCAUUGAUCAUAUUCUGGACCAAAGAGUAGCAAAGACUGAUAUGAAACUGCGUCACAUCGUCACUAAAGGAAUUGAGGCAGGUGAUAUAUGGUUAGAUAAAUUGACAGCACGCAUGCCCUAUCUUGCAAACCUGCGAAAUAAGAGGAGCAUCUCAGAUCUUACACUGGCAGCCCUGCCUGAGAAGCUGUUCCUGCAGUCUGACAGCUUGUUCAGAUACCAGUUCAACAAGGAUAAUAUGGCUAUCUCGCUUCCUCUUCCACAUGGAGGCAAAAAGUCACAUGAACUGAAUAUCCCAACCACUCUGUUUAUUCCCCUUAUAGAUUUACCAGAGAUAGGCCUAUAUAUCCCUGCCAAAAACUAUCCACUGCCAUCAUUUACUAUACCACUUUCUUUGGAUUUUACUGUUCCUCUUCUCGGUUUGGCUGAAGCAUCCACUAAGAUCACCAGCAACUUCUACAGCUGGGAAGGCUCCAUUUCUGGUGGUAACAAUACUGUUGAUGUCCCAAGCUACAUUGCACAGUACAAGGCUAUGGCCCAAUCACCAUUCAACCUACUGUCAUACAAGCUUGAAGGAGCCGGUAUGAUGUCAGGAAAUGCUGAUGAUAAUGUCAAGUAUCUUCUGAAUAGUUCCUUCAGCCAUAGCCUCAUUGACACAAGCUUCAGUGUGUUAGAAACAUUAAGGGUAACCAACAAAUUGAAUGCAAGAGCCAACUAUAAAAUCAAAGCCUCUAGUCCAGUGGGCCUGCAGGCCUUCCUCUACUAUUCUGCUCAGUCAACUUCAACUCUAGAUUCAGAUCAAGUCUCAGGAGAUGGCACCAUGGAUGGAUCACUUCAAAUAGGCUCAUUCUAUACCAAUACCUCCUACACCCACAGCUACAACCUACGUCCAAUAGAUGGAGAAGUAAGAGGAGAGUCCACCCUGCACUUUAACUCGCCAUUCUUUGAUGUUCACAACAUGAUCCAUGGAGUCUACGCAAACUCUGAGUUGAAUAUGGUGUCCAAAACCAAUGCCCAGAAGGACGUCCUCAAGCAUGGAGCAGAGCUCAAGUAUAAAGACGCUCAACUGACCCUAAAGUGUAACACCGUUGCCACUGCCAUGGGUCAAUUACUCAAUAACAAAGUUGAGCUUGGUGUGUCCAGCCAGAUGGCCAUCCUCAGAAUUGAGUCACAGGCAGAUGAUGACACAAAUAGGGCAUACUCACUUAUAGAAGCAUCCCUGGAUUCAAAUGUGCUUCAGGUAAACUCUGAAGGUUCCAUCAUCUUUCACACAGGUCGUGGAUUGCACAAAGCUUCGGUUAUUGUUGGCAGAAAUGGUCUGACCUCAAGUGGAACUAACAGCAUUCAGUGCAGUCCUGUCAUGGUGGAGAAUAUAUUCAGUGGUGCCAUAAACAACAAUGGAGCAUCCCUGUCCACCAGGACGAAAGCGAUGGCUGAGGAAAGCAGAGGAGAGCUGAAUGUUGAGGGUAAAAUAACAGCUGUGGAAGCCUCUUUGAAUGGUGUCCUCAAAGGCCAUGCAUACGAUGCAACCACAAGAAACAUCAUGGAUAUUGUACUGAACCGUAGGGCUCUGACCUUUACGAGCAAUACCAUGGGAACAUUGAAGCAGAUGAAUACAGAAAAUAGCCACACACUGACCCUCACUAUGUGGACCCUAGCACUCCACUCCAAGACUCACAAUGUCAUCUGUAAAGAUAUUUACUACAAGCAAGACACCAAGGUUCAUAUGAAGCCAUUUGUUACGUCACUUGAUAUGACAAAUGACCUCAAGUUUUAUGAUGUUACAUGGAACAAUGGAGGGCACUUGAAGAUUGAGCCAAUUAAGAUGGAUCUGAGUGGAAGUAUGAAGGGAGCUUAUGGAGAAGAACACAACAUUAAGCAUACCUAUCAACUCAAUUAUGAUGAUAUGGCUGGAACAAUGAAAUACAACACAUCUGGAAAUGUAAUGGACGCCCAGCUAAGUCACAACUGUGAACUGGAGUUUGCUGGAUUUUCCUCUAAGUCAAACUGUGAGUCACAAAUAAAUUCUGAGUCUCUACGUUUUGACAGCACCAUUCGCACCAUGGCACUGCCUUUCAGCCUCACUGUUGAUGCUCUUGUCAACGGUGAUGGACAAAUUAAUCUAUAUGGGAAGCACACUGGUCAGCUGUAUAGCAAGUUGUUAGUUAAAGCCGAGCCCCUAGCUCUUGCAUACUCACAUGACAGCCAGGUAUCAACCACACAUAUGUUUCCAAGUGGGAAGUCUUCCACUAAUUUAGACAACACAUUUGAUGGCCUCCUAACACCAAGGGACCAUUAUCUGACCUGGAAAGUAAGAUAUAAGAUAAACAACAAUACUUUUAACCAGGACAUUGGUGCUUUCCAUAAUCCUGAGAAGGUUGGAUUUGAGUUUUUGGGAGUGAUAUUAACAGAUAUUUUCAGCAAAUUGAGCAAAGACAAGAGAUCAGAAAUACAAGAAUUUAGUAUUGCUGGUUUCCUCAAGUAUGACAAGAACAGUGAAUGUCAUAUUGUUGAAAUCCCAUUAAUUGAAAGCUUUCCUGUUGCUUUUGAGCAGCUCAAGAACACACUUGUACAAGCCUUAGAAUCGAUUCAACAGUUCAUCAACAAUUUAGAUAUCAAUCAGCUAAUCACUGACUUUAGAGACAAGUUAGAUCAUCUACCUAUACAAUUAAGUGACUUCAUACACAAAAUAGACUUGGAGAACAAAGUGAAUCAAGUAAAAGCAAAACUUGAUUAUUUGAUCAAUGAGUUUACUGUAAAAAUGGAUGACUUGGAGGUUGCGAUAAACAACUUGAGAGAGAGCAUGGAAAAUACGAUAAUGGACAUUGUCAACCAAAUUAGUGACAUCAUCCUAGCAAUCAGAGACUAUGUCAAGGCCGGCCACUUUGCCAAAAAGAUAGACCUGCUUUUACAAAUUGUAAAUCAGCUUCGGGUCAUUAAUGAGAAGUAUGAAAUCAAAAAGUUAAUCGUCAAAGCUCUAGAUAACAUCGAGGACAUCAUCAGCCAGAUAGAUUUACAGAAGCUCACAGAAAGCAGUACUGCAUGGCUGCGUGGACUUGAUUCUAAAUAUAGAAUCUUGGAGAAAAUAAAAGACAAACUGUCUGAAAUUAAACAGGCCAUUGAGAACUUUGACAUCAAUGUGUUUUUCCAAGAUGUAAAGGAUUACCUUCUCUCAAUUGAUUUAGACAUUUAUGUUGAACAGCUGUCAUAUAAAAUCCCCUCUUCAGAGAUUGCAAAAGUGUUGGAAUCUAUGAAUGAUGUUAUUGUCAACUGGAUUGACGAAUAUGAAGUCCCUAACAAAAUCAAUUCUGUGUAUUCAUACAUUAGGGAUACACUUUUAAAAUACAAUGUUGAUGAUACAGUUAAAGAAUUAAUGGAUCAGUUAGUGAUUCUCAUCAAGGAAUUCAAAAUUGAAGAGACUGUGCAAUUGAUGGUCGAUGCUCUGAAUUCAAUCCACUUUGAAUUUGUUCAUGAUAAAAUUAUGCAACUUCUGUACAGUGUAACAAGGCAAGUCAAAGCAACUUACUUUAGGAAAAGCAUUGAUGGCCUUAAUGAACACAUUUCUUCAAUGGUUACCUCAUUAAAGGAAUUUGACUACAGUGCAUUUGUUCAUGAGACCAACAAGAAAAUUGUUGAAUCAACAAACUAUAUCAAUGAGCAGAUUAAAACAUAUGAGAUUGUACAGAAAUUUGAGGCAAUACGGAAUUUUUUCAGAGAGAUCCAAAGUUCCAUCUUCACAUAUUUGGACAAACUCAAAAACACAAAGGUGACUGACACUCUAAAGAAACUGAAAAAUGUGAUUGACACUACAAUUUACAAUGACAUCCAGUUGAAAGUGCAGGAUAUACUUGAAGACAUGCGUCAAAGAAUCCUUGACAUGGAUAUCAGAAAGGAAAUGUACAUUUAUCUCCAAAGAGCAAGUGAAUCUUACAGCAAUGUGGUUACCUACAUUUCUGCACAGUUUAACCAACUGAUAGAGAAGAUCAGAAAAGUGACCAAUGACAACGAGAUUAUCACACAGAUGAAGCAAACUGCAGAUGGAGUAAUGGGUGCACUGAAAAGAGCUGAGAUUGAAGUUCCAACUUUUACUGUACCGUUCACUGACCUUAUCAUUUCAUCAUUUAUAAUAAACCUGAACAAACUGCAGGAGAUUAGCAUUCCAGCUCAAAUUUAUUUCCCUGAAGUCAACAUCCUCAAUUACUACAUAAUUCCUGCCUUUACCAUAGACUUUGAUGAGAUCAAAGCACAUAUAGUAGCACUCAUAGACGAUAUCAGAAGAUUUGAGAUCAAAAUGCCUGACCCUGAGGACAUUUUUGGUGACCUAAAAGUUCUUUACCUUUUUAAACUAUCAGAUCUCACCUUCCCAGAAAUAACUCUUUCAGAAGUCAAAUUUCCAGUCAUCAAAAUCCCCAAGUUAUAUCUGAAGGACUUUAAAAUUAUAAUGCUUCCAAUUCCAGAGAUUAAAUUACCUGAGGUUCCCAGUGACAUUUGCAUGCCAGUUUUUGGCAAACUCCAUUGUGAAUUUAGAGUCAGCUCCCCAAAGUACACUCUGGAAACAAUAGGCAAGAUUGAGAACUCAACGUCCACACCAAAAAAACCACAGUUUACAGCCACUCUUACUUCUCAUGUCAAAUCAUCUAUCGAACCCCUUGAAUACACCUUUGAAGCCACUGCUCAGUUGGAAGCUCCCAGAAUGAAGAAGUUGCUAUUCACAGAAACCGUUAAAGCUACACAUAUGGCCUUCUCCAUUGAUCAUGAGGGAUCCUUGACAUUAACUAGCAUUUCUGCUGAGGCUUCAGCUAAGACCACUACCAAGGCCACAAGUCAAAUCUACAUGGCAUAUUUGGUCAACAAUAUGGCACUUACAUUAAAGAAAGGACUAUCUGCAGCCAUAGACACAGCCUACAACCACAAUUUGGAUGUCCCAUCAAUUGAAACUUCAAGUCAGGCAUCAGUGAAACAGAAUAUAGCAGCCACCAUGGAAUCAGGCAGAGUAACUGUGACCGGUGAAACUACUGGUAAUGGAAAGUGGUCCAUUCAAGACUACUCUGAUGAAGGUACACACACAAGCAAUGUAGAAUUCAGCAUAAAUGGUGGCACUGCAAAGUUAACUUUAGCAGGAGAAACAGACUGUAAGGCUAUGAAAUCGAAGCAAACAUUGACUGCUGAAUCUGUGAUCUUAAGCCGUAUUACUGUUGAAGCUAGAUGUGAAAAUGAAUUUCUAUCUGUCAAGAAGAGUGUUAUGAUUUUAAAUGGAGAGGCUCAUAUUGGGAACUUGAAAGUUGCAGUGGCAGCCUCUCAUGAUGUUGAAUUCACUGGAGAUCUGACUGGAUUCAUGGCCAACUCGCUGGAAUUCUUGGCCCAUCCAUUUGAAAUUGUGCUUGAUGUUAAGAAUAGAGUAAACUCAAAGAUGUUGUUCCCAUUGAAACUUACUGGCAAGGUCGAUCUGCAGCAUGAUUAUAGUGUCAUACUAAACUCUGAGAAUCAGCGUGCUUGUUGGUUUACUUUGGCAAGAUUCAACCAUUACAACUACAAUCACAACUUUACAGCAGAAAACAAUGAAGUUAACACCUUCUUUCAAUCAUCAGCUAAUGGAGAGGCAAAUCUGGACUUUUUGACUGUUCCUUUAUCUAUCCCAGCAAUAACUGUACCUUAUCUUGAGAUUAAAACCCCCGAGGUCAGAGACCUGUCUCUGUGGGAAAAUGCUGGAUUCGAAACCUUGCUCACAAAUCCUCAACAGUCAUUCAAUAUAAACCUGAAGCUUCAUUACUACAAGAACCCUGAUACACACAGCUUUGAAUUACACCUUGAACCAAUUUAUAAUACAAUUAUUGACAACACCAACAUCAUCCAGGCUCAAUUUGAACACUCUAGGGACAAAGUAGUUACGCUUCUAAAAGAUUCCUACAACCAAGCAAAGGCCCAUUAUAUCAAACACAAAAUGGACACCUCUAGUCUGCCUCCUAGAAUUUUCACUGUCCCUGGAUACAAAAUACCAUUUUUAAAAAUUGAGGUUUCGGCUUUCAGGGCUGAGAUGCCGGCCUUUAGCUACUUUGUUCCCAAGGAGGUCAGUACACCACGCUUCAAAGUUCCAGUACUGGGUUUCUCUGUGCCAUCCUAUACCAUCAUACUACCAUCUAUGGAAUUACCUGUCAUCCAUGUUCCAGAAACAUUAAGUGAAAUAAAGCUGCCCACUUUCACACUACCAGCCAUUCAGAACAACAUUUUGAUCCCAGCCCUUGGUAACAUAACUUGUGACUUCUCCUUAAAAUCCACUGUGAUUACCUUAAGUGCUAAUGCUGGUCUUUACAACCAGUCUGACAUUGUUGCUCGGUUUAGCACUUUCUCAACAUCUAUGUUUGACAUUUUGAAUGGAAAAAUGUAUGGCACCACCAGUCUGUCAAGAAAGAGAGGACUAAAGCUGGCCACCACUGUGUUGAUAGUGCAUAACAAUGUGGAAGCAAACCAUGAAUGUGCUAUUAGUCUCACCAAAAGGAGUAUGGAAGCAUCUGUAGCCAACACUGCAACAAUGAAUCUACCCUUCCUCAAUCUUGAAUUGAAUCAAGAACUCACAGGAAAUACCAAGACCACGCCACAUGUUGCUUCCAAGAAAAAAUUAAAAUACAUGUUUAACAUUCCUUUGAUUGAGACUAUAGGCAAAGGAAAUCUUGAUAUGAACUGGGCACUGGAAGCACUUUCUGCCCAUGUGUCACUUGAGACCUCUACCCGAUGGAAAUCAGACAUAACGAUAAUAGAUAGUUGUAACUUUAAUGGAGAUCUAGAAAAUGAGGCCAGGUUCUACCUUAAUUCCAAUAGCCUGCGUUCAACUUCCAGGACUUCCUUCAAUCUAAACAUUGACCAACAGGGGAAACACAAACGAAGCUUAAACAACAACAUCCUCCAUUCUGACGUGACUAACAACUUGGCUCUUGAGGUCUCUUUGAGGAGAAUCUUUGCAACAGCUGAAUACACCAGCAAUAAUAAUGUUGAAUCUGCAUCUUUCAAAACUAAUGGAAAGCACAGUGUUAAAGGAGAACUAGAAUGUGUUCCUUUAACAACAUUCAAGACUAAACUGAACAUUGCGGCAAGUCAGACAAAUAGUUUCGGUGAAGCUGGACUCAUUCAGAGUAUCAACCUUGCCAUCAGCUCAGAGAAGCAGUCUUUCACUUGGAGUGUUAAGGAACAACUGGCAUCUCUCAUCCAUGCUUGGGAUUUGCUUGUGUUUAAUGAUGAAUCUGAAGUACGCAUGGACAUGACAGGAUCAGUGGAAGGCCACCUAGCUUUCUUGAACGAAGUUAGGAUUCCUGUAUAUCAGAAGACCUUCUGGGAUGUUCUGGAGUAUGACCAGGUCACAAAUAUGGACGAGUUACAAUUCCUUAACAUCUCUUCCAGCAUUGUGUACACAAAGACCAUGGAUGGCCAGGAGUAUACAAUACCAUUUAAACUAUUUGAAAACGGCAUCACUUUUAGCAUCCCUGAGAUUAGCAUUGCAGUGCCUUCUUGGGUAAAAGAAAUACCACACUCCAUAAGAAACAUAGACAUGCGAUUUGAAAACCUGGAUGUCCCUGAUCAUCUCACUCUUCCCCCUGCAAUCUUGGUUCCAGCCUUUGAUGUGCCAUUUACCAACUUGCAUGUAGAGCCCUUAACAAUUGAUCCUAAGAACCUUAAAAUCCCAAAGGUGAUCACCAUUACUACAAACUUUGAACUUCCAACCAUCGUCAUCGCAGAGCAAACAAUUGAAAUCCCUGACAUUGCCUUACAUCUGCCUUUAAGUGUGUUUAUUCCAGCUUUUGGCGCAAUCAGUGCCACUCUAAAAGUGUCCUCCCCUAUUUAUAAUGUGUCAACAACUGCCAACCUUGAGAAAAGGGACUCUAGCCUUGUAACUUCACUGAAUUCCAUCUGUUCUUCUGUCAUGAUCUUCUUGGAAUAUGAUCUCAAUGCCAGUGCAACCCUUGGAUUUUAUAAUGGAGCAAUCAAUCUAAAUGGGAAGUGCAACUUGAUUCACAGUGAUGUAAAUGUGGACUGGCAACAUCUUUUGGCACAAAACCUGAGAGAGAAAAGAGAGGAAGAUGAGGUUAAAAGGGAUUCUCGUCAUACUCUCAAUGUUGACAUCACUAGCCGAACAUUUGUGGAUGCAAGCUUCCGCUUUGCUUCACGCAAAGAUGGCAUCACUGCAUCUAUGUCUUGUCCAUCAUCUGGUUUCCUUGGAUUGCAGUUUCAGCGGAAGUCUCCGUCACAGUUGUAUGGAAAACUGUUUAGUCGCUACCAGUCUACUCCUGAAAAGGAUACUGAUGUUUUCACUGCCAAAGCCAUGUUGAGAAACUCUCAGAAGUUAAUCUUACAGACGUCAUGGAAUUCAGAUUUCCUUCAUGAUGUGAUUGAGGGUACCAAGGACAGGAUUCCACCUAUGACUGAUGCUGUGCUUAAGUUCAUUAACAAGUACCACACCGCUCACUUUGGCUUUGAUCUCAACCGGGGUGGCAUUAAGCUGAAAAACACAGUUUCCAAUGUUAUAGAGAAAGCCUAUGUCUUUUCACCUUUGUCUUUUAACACACUGCAGAAUUCAAUCAAAUACUUCAGUGAUCAAGGAAAAGACAUGUACAGGAAGGCUUCUGACAUAAUGAUGUCCAUGAGUUUGCAGGAUGUUGUUGACAGGUUGGCUCAUGUGAUUAGACAAGUCUUGAAACACAGUGAAGACAAGAUUUAUGUCUUGCUAAAUGCAGUCACACAGUUCUUGAGUGACAUAAAGUUGACAUUGCCUGGAUCUGAAGAGAACCUCUCGAGCAUGGAGAUGGUCCAACGAACUCGUCGGUCUGUAUCAAGAGCCACCGACAGAGCAAUCCAAAGAUUUUCCAGCAUCGUGGAGAAUAUUUCUAGAUACAUCAAAGGAAUAUGGUUCACCAUACCUGGAACUGAUGUUGUAAAUGGAAAUGAGAUAAUGGAUAAACUGAUGUCUUCUAUGAGAUCUGUAUAUGAUCAGCUAAGACAUUCAGCGCUAAGGGGGUUUGAUUUGUUUCACAAAACAGUUAAUGAUCUUUUACAGGUAAUUGUUGAAAAAGCAGAGAAUCUGAUCACCUACUUAAAAGAUAAAAACAUUGAAAUUGCUUAUCAAGUUGAUGCCUUCUAUGCAGAGGUGCUGCAGUCUUCAAACCAGCAUACUGAGGAGGCAAAGAGAUAUGUGGCUGAGUAUAAAGACCAUGUCAAACUGAUGAUUCAAGAGGCUCAUAAUGCUUUAAGUAUUGAGCAGGUAAAUAACAAUACCCAGGAGUUUAUCAGUAUUUUGCAGUCAUAUCCCCAUGGAGGACUUAAUGGAAGCAUACAUCUAAUGAGAAGGACAUCCGAGAGCACAGUCCCAUACAUUAGAUUGAGCAAUAAAAAGAUGGACAUUGAAAUUCCUUUACCCUUUCUUUGGAAGUCUUUCAGCUAA